UGGGUUUCUUUUUUAACCUAAGUAUAUAGUUUGAAGAGAUCUAGUUAAAACCUCGUGAUAGAUAGAAAAAACGAGAAGAAUUAGUUUUUUCUCUUUUCUCUCUCUCUAAAAUAUAUCUCUUUUUCUUUCUCUAUUUGUUUUUCUGUUUCCUCAUUGAAAGCAAACACGGAGGAGAUAGAUUCUGAUACAACUACUGAAUAAUUUGCCUUGUUUUCUGGCAAACUUUGCAAUUAACUUGUCACUACUGAGAGAUUUUUGAGUGCUGGUUAUUGAAUUGUAGAGGUGUGUAUGUAUUUUGUUUAAUUUUGUUUAUUUAUUUUGGUUUUAUGAAUCUAGGUCAAACAGGUUAAGCUAGUAAGAUCUGAGAGAGAAACGAGAAAUUUUUGAAAUAAAAACAUGUGUGGUUACUAAUGUUUUUCAAAUAACUCUGUGUAGUUUUGAAAAUCUGGACUUGAUGUUUGUUUGGAUUAAAAUGGUGUGCUUUUAAAAGGAGUACUACAUUUGGGGUUUGGGUAUUAGAAAUUUCUUCUUUUUAGUUUUUUCUUCUAGGCCUUUUAUUUUGGGGAUGUUGAGAAUGAAAACUGAAAUUGAAAUGGAUUCUGGUGGUGCUGGGAUUUGGAGUGAUGAAGAUAAAGCUAUGGUUAUAGCAGUUAUGGGGUCUAGGGCUUUUGAAUACUUAACAACUAGUUCUGUUUCUUCUGAGGGUUUGUUAACAACUGUAGGAAGAGAUGAAAAUCUGCAGAAUAAGCUUUCUGAGUUGGUUGAGAAUCCUAAUUCCUCCAGUUUCAGCUGGAAUUAUGCAAUAUUUUGGCAGAUUUCUAGGUCUAAAUCUGGUGAUUUGGUUCUUGGUUGGGGAGAUGGGUAUUGCAGAGAACCAAAAGAGGGUGAAGCACCUGGAGCUAAUCCAUUUCUUAAUCUUCGUCUUGAGAGUGAAUCUCAACAGAAGAUGAGAAAGACAGUUCUUCAAAAGCUUCAUAGGUUCUUUGGUGGAUCAGAUGAGGAUAAUUAUGCACAAGGAUUGGAUCAAGUGACGGAUACAGAAAUGUUCUUCCUUGCGUCCAUGUACUUCUCUUUUCCUUCUGGUCAAGGGGCACCUGGUAAAGCUUUGAGAUCUGGAAACCAUAUAUGGCUCUCGGAUUCAUUGAAAUCGCCGUCCGAUUACUGUGUUCGGUCUUUCCUCUCAAGGUCAGCAGGGAUUCAGACUACUGUUCUUAUUCCCACCGAUUCUGGGGUGAUUGAAUUAGGAUCAGUUAGAUCUAUUCCUGAGAACUCAAAAAUGUUGCAACUGAUAAGAUGCAUGUUCACAUCGAAUUCGGCAAUCAGAGUUAAACCCAUUACGGUGGUGCCUAUGAUGAAUGAGAAGAAAGAUGAAAACGGCUGUCAUUCCAAUUUUGCAUUCAGAGGACGACAGGACGAAUACCCUAAAAUUUUUGGGCAGGAUCUGAAUCUGGGAAGGUCUCAGAUUAUUGACAAGCCAAUUGUUGAGAAGGUGGAGGAGAGGCCAUGGGAUGUGUACCAAAAUGGCAACGGGGUUUCAUUUCAGAACAAUCGAAAGGGUGGUUUUCGUGGUAUGAAUUGGCCACAGCUCCGGGGAAUGAAACCUGGGACGGCAACUAACUCGUACAGUUCUCAAGCCCCAGUAAAUAAUCAGCAGAAGCUUGGUAAUAGUAUCUUGGUGAUGGAGGACCAUCGGUUGAAUCAAAUUCAGUCCCAGAACAAGCAACUACCAAAACAUAUUGAUUUCUCUGUGGGAGCUACGUCAAGGGGAAGUUUGGUUACUCGACCAGUUGAACUUGAGCCAGCAGAUGCUGAUGAGCAAUCAGGUCCAGCUGAUGAGCGGAGACCAAGAAAGCGAGGAAGGAAACCUGCAAAUGGAAGAGAAGAGCCACUGAAUCAUGUUGAAGCAGAAAGACAGCGUAGGGAGAAACUUAACCAGCGGUUUUAUGCAUUGAGAGCUGUGGUUCCCAAUAUCUCUAAGAUGGACAAGGCUUCUUUGCUCGGAGAUGCCAUUACUUAUAUUACUGAGCUUCAGGCUAAGCUCAAAGAGAUGGAAUCAGAGAAAGAGAAGCUUGGGACCACAUCAAAAGAAGUGGCAAAUUCUGAGGCAAAUUCAGCAGCAGAUAAUCGCAGUCGAUCCCCAGAUAUCGACAUUCAAGCUGUUCAUGAUGAUUUUGUUGUACGCGUUAGUUGUCCAUUGGAUACUCACCCUGUUUCUAGAGUCGUUCAGGCGUUCAAAGAUUCACAAGUCACUGUGCUGGAGUCAAAAUUCUCUAUAGGAAAUGAUACUGUUUUCCACACAUUUGUGGUGAAGUCUCAGGGAUCUGAACAACUGACAAAGGAGAAAUUAAUGGCUGCAUUUUCGCGUGAUGGAAGCACCUUAUAAGUAAUGCAUUAGAUAGGUAGUGGGAUUAUUUUCCCUUGUAAUUUCUUAGAAGAAUUAGUUUGCAGGAGGAAGAAUCCAUUCGAAGGCUUUCGCCGUGGUUGUAUUAUAAACGACGGAAUGUUAAAAACUUGGGUUUAGCUGGAAAGUAGAUCUUCAGUUUGUUGAUUGCCUCAGGGAGUUCACUUCUUUCGUGUUGAUGAUUUCGUGCUAACUGAGGGACCAUUCUUGCAAAUCUAGUACCUGAUUUAAAGCUCGGGGAGGACAAUAUAGUAGUGUUUUUCUCUUUGCAGUAGUUAUAGUUCAAUCUAUUUGAUUGAAACUCCUCAGUUUGUAGCUAAUCGCAAUGGAAGAAGCAUCAUGGGAGAGUGAAAGGGUCGAUCCUACAUAGGUAAAUUUAUUCAUGUCGACUGGUGAAACCCAAAUACUUAUUUAAGAGUAAUUUUGUAGAUCUUUGAAGAAAUUAUAGAUAGAGAUUAUACAUACAUAUAUUCAGAAGAAGAAACUAUGAAGGUUCCUAUGGAGUUCGAUAGAAUUUUCCUGAAUUUGUGUUCAUUGUGCUUUGCCAAAUAGCAGUUAUGAACACGGUGUACUAUUUUUGCUAUUGCUUCCCCUAGUAAAGUAAGAAUUUAACUGCGCUAUUUGGUACUGGCAAUUACUUCCUAUAUUUGAACAUUUUUUUUGAAGUA
Papaver somniferum (opium poppy) is the source of this 3069-nucleotide messenger RNA. RefSeq names its product transcription factor bHLH13-like. The transcript is spliced from 2 exons. The coding region runs from base 566 to 2383 and encodes 605 amino acids. Gene Ontology annotation, cellular component: nucleus. NCBI's taxonomy places the organism in Eukaryota, Viridiplantae, Streptophyta, Magnoliopsida, Ranunculales, Papaveraceae. Gene Ontology annotation, biological process: regulation of DNA-templated transcription. The record is from RefSeq and is a predicted model, not a curated record. Gene Ontology annotation, molecular function: DNA-binding transcription factor activity; protein dimerization activity; transcription cis-regulatory region binding.